AUGGCUCCACGAUUCGAAAACCUCUUCAUCGAGUCCCCAGCGUCGGCGCCAGGAGUCCACAUCGUCACGCUGAACAAGCCGCCUGAGAAUCGACUGAACGUCGCAUUUGCUCAGACCAUCAUCAAUGCUCUACGCUACAUCGAACGGGACCUGAUGAAACCCGACUCUCCCGGAGCCGUCAUCAUCUCGUCCUUUUCCGACAAGUUCUGGUGCACGGGUCUCGAGCUGGAUGAGUCCGAUUCCAACGUUUACGCCAAUUCAGAUGGCUUCUACCCGCUCCUCGCCACUCUGGUCGACUACCCGUACCCGACCGUUGCUCUGAUCACGGGCCACACGUUCGGCGGAGCGUGCCCGUUCAUGCUUUCCUGCGACUAUCGGAUCAUGAACAGCAAGCGUGGCUUCAUCAGCAUGCCGCCGGUCAACCUCGGUCUACACUUUGACGGCAUCGGUGCACUUCCUCGACUGAAGCUCCACCCCCAGGUUGCGCGCAAGAUGCUGCUCGAGGCACACAAGUGGACGGGCGAGGCUGCACUGAGGGACGGCAUCGUCGACGAGCUCAGUCCGCCAGAGAAGAUGAGACAGAGAGCGAUCGAGUUCGCGAGCACUGUUGCCCCUCGCGCCACCAUGGGAGUUUAUGGUCUUUUGAGAACGGAGCUGUGGGGCGAGGCUCUCGACAAGUUCAAGGCCAUCAGCUACGUGCACAGAAAGCGGAUAGGAACGGCUGCUAAAGCAAAGAUUUGA
Molecule: messenger RNA, 741 nt
Organism: Exophiala spinifera
Lineage: Eukaryota; Fungi; Ascomycota; Eurotiomycetes; Chaetothyriales; Herpotrichiellaceae
Exons: 1
Coding region: 1-741 (246 amino acids)
Biological process (GO): fatty acid beta-oxidation
Cellular component (GO): peroxisome
Molecular function (GO): enoyl-CoA hydratase activity; delta(3)-delta(2)-enoyl-CoA isomerase activity
Source: RefSeq, a predicted model, not a curated record